This is a messenger RNA of Carassius auratus (goldfish), 402 nucleotides long. RefSeq names its product 60S ribosomal protein L29-like. Gene Ontology annotation, biological process: cytoplasmic translation. The record is from RefSeq and is a predicted model, not a curated record. The transcript is spliced from 4 exons. Lineage: Eukaryota; Metazoa; Chordata; Actinopteri; Cypriniformes; Cyprinidae. Gene Ontology annotation, molecular function: structural constituent of ribosome. Gene Ontology annotation, cellular component: ribosome; cytosolic large ribosomal subunit. The coding region runs from base 120 to 314 and encodes 64 amino acids.
UGUCGCGUUUUGUCGUACGUCACAUCCGGCGAAGGGGACUCUUAUCUCCCACGGUGCCUUGCGGUCUCUCUCUCUUCCGGUUGUCGUGCUCUUCGUGUGGCAGCAGACCGCGAUCAGAAAUGGCCAAGUCGAAGAACCACACCACACACAACCAGUCUCGUAAGGCGCACAGAAACGGCAUCAAGAAGCCGAGGUCUCAGCGCUACGAGUCUCUCAAAGGGGUGGACCCUAAGUUCCUGAGGAACAUGCGCUUUGCCAAGAAACACAACAAGAAGGGGAGGAAGACCAUCGCCAAGAGGGAGGCUUCCAAAUAGAUGAGGAUAGACCCCAGAGAGUCAGCUGUGUACAGAUGUUCUCCAGAAGGACUUCAUACCAUCCACAAUAAAGCCAUGCUUUGACUAA